This is a messenger RNA of Yamadazyma jaroonii, 2415 nucleotides long. NCBI's taxonomy places the organism in Eukaryota, Fungi, Ascomycota, Pichiomycetes, Serinales, Debaryomycetaceae. The record is from the annotation of a GenBank genome assembly.
AUGGAUAAGUUAUCUAGAACUAGAGUAGCUUGUGAGAGUUGCAGGCGGAAGAAGAUCAAAUGUUCGGGUGAACAACCAUGCUCUAAUUGUUUGAGUAAGAAAGUCCCCAUAGAAUGUGUAUUCGAAGAUAAAUCCAAGUUCAAAAUGGAUGUACUGAAAAGUUCUGGCAAAAAUAGGAAGCAAAUGAUGGAAGAUAGAUUGAGUAAACUAGAGGAUAUUUUAUUGAAUGUGGUUAAUAAGAUAGAUGGUAUCAAAACCGGAAGUGAUAGGCAUUCUAUCCCGUCCAUAGCGAGCUCAAAUGGAGUAUCCAGUUCUAACGAUACUGAGUCAUCAGUCACUUCCAAUACCUCAAAUUCUAGUCCACAAGUCAAUCAGAGUAAAUUUGAUUAUGAAGAUCUUGUUUAUAGUCAAGAUAGAGGGGUACCCAGUUUCAGACAAAGGUUCUUUGAAAACCAUUCUUUUUAUUCUAUUUGUUCCACAAAAUCUAUGAAAUGGAUCAAUGAUGCUUUACCUCCACAUCAAAAAGAUUAUUUAAAUUAUUUCAAGAAAGUCCCAUUAUUUUUCUUUUGUAAACAAGUGAAAUUCUUCCAGAAAUUCGUUGAUCCUAUUGACAUUAACGCAACCAACAAAGAAAAGUAUCUCAUUAAGCCUUUCAGAUUAGAAUAUGAAUAUGUGAUGGCCCUAGUGCAACUUUCCAAACACAAUAGUGAACCUUUAGAUUGUAUGAUAUCGAAUGAGGAAUUGGAUGAUUUGAUCUACCAAUAUUAUUUCUCCGAUAAAUUAUUGAGUAAAGCCAGCUUAUUAUUGUUAAGUUCAGUCAUAUCAUUAUCAAUAAUCAUCAAAAUAAGUUAUAAAAAAUUGGAUAAGAACAAAAAAUAUAAUCCUAUCUUGGAAAAAUACUCAGAUGAAGAACUAUAUGAACAUUAUGACGAUAUGAUAACGUCAUCUAUAUUGAUUUAUCAAAGAAUCGGAGUUUUAUCGUUAGGUUUUGAGACUAUUAGAGCAUUGUUAAUGCUUGUAGCCAGCCUUGAAGCUUCUGGAAUCAUAAUGAUUGAAAUUGCUUAUAUUAUACUAUCUUCAGCUAUAAGAUUUGCACAAGAGUUUGGUCUUCACAAACCAUUAACAUAUACCAAACUAGAUCCAGCAAAAGUUCAUCUUUAUCGAAGAUUAUGGGAGUUAUGUUUACAUUUGGACAUUGAAUUUUGUUUCAGACAUGGUAAACAACCCAUUAUCAAUACUUUUGAUUUGGUUUCUAACUUUAAUUAUGAUAUGAAUGCCAUGUUACAACUGUUUGAUGUAGGGGAAUCAUCUAUUGAACAUUAUGAUGAAAGGACCAAUAUUGGAUUCUUAAAGAAAGAGGUCAUUUUAAACCUUUAUAAUAACAACAAACAAGCAGAAAUCAUCAAUUAUUGUGAAUAUUCCAUUUCAAAAUUAAGAUUUUAUUCAUAUUUCCGAUUAUUCGCCGGUGCUGAUGAACUACAAUCACCUGAACAUCUCGAGAUUUUACUUCAAGAAUUAAAUCAAACCAGUUUGAUGAUCAUAGAUCGUUUGGUUGGGGAAUUCAAACCAAGAUUUUAUGAUGAAGUCGACUUCCAUAAAUAUAUCGAUUUCCAUAUUGAGAAUGUUAAGAAAACUCAGGCAGAUGAAGUUGUUCUUCACGAUGGAGUGUUGAAUUUACAUUUCGUUUUCUUCUUUCAAUUGAUGGUAACUAAUAGAGUACCAUUUUUAACUGCAUCAACCAAUGAAUCACCUAAAAUGCAAACUUUUAGGACAAUUUCCAAUAAAAGUGCUAGAACCAUUUUACAUUUAACUUUAAAAUGUAAGCCAUUGGUUGAACAAGCGUUUGGUUUUGUUUGGAUGUCAUUUUAUCCAUUUGCAGCAUUUUUAAUUCUUUCUUCUACUUUGAUGUAUGCUCCUCAUCAUAACGAUGUUAAACAUGAUAUAAAUUUACUCGUAGAAGUAAGUAAUUUCAUGUUCGAGUUGGCUUUCAACGAUUAUGCUGAAGAUACAGUUACUUUCAGUUUGUAUAACAAUAGGUUUGGUUUACAAGCUGCUAUCAUGAAAUUUUUCUUGCAAAUCGUUAUAGCUAUAGUUGACUCAAAAACUGGUCAACAAACUCCUAGGAAUCAAAUUUAUGAUCAACAGAUGGCUAGAAUGUCUACAAUUGCACCAGUUAUUUUCUCCAAAGAGAAACCUAUAGAUUUCCCCUUUGUAUUCUCAGAGGAUGCCCAACCAUGCUUUGAUCGUUCAACAAUUGACUCACCAAGUAAUAAUCCAUCAUUAGCUAAUAUCAUCAAUAAAGAUGAUACUGAAGAUAAGUUUGAGGAAUAUUUGAAUAUUCAAAUGAAUGAUUUCAUCAAUAACCAAAUGGAUUCGUUACCCAAUUUCUUUAUUGAUAAUAAUUUGGGGUUCUAA